Manacus vitellinus (golden-collared manakin) is the source of this 3038-nucleotide messenger RNA. It is a transcript of the gene PPIL2, whose product is annotated as peptidylprolyl isomerase like 2. The transcript has 21 exons. Lineage: Eukaryota; Metazoa; Chordata; Aves; Passeriformes; Pipridae. Gene Ontology annotation, biological process: protein peptidyl-prolyl isomerization; protein polyubiquitination; protein folding. Gene Ontology annotation, molecular function: peptidyl-prolyl cis-trans isomerase activity; ubiquitin-ubiquitin ligase activity. The coding region runs from base 1 to 1776 and encodes 591 amino acids. Gene Ontology annotation, cellular component: catalytic step 2 spliceosome. The record is from RefSeq and is a predicted model, not a curated record.
AUGAGGAAGUACCUGUGCCUGAGUUUCAUCUGGGGCCGAACAUCCCACCCGGCUCCCCCAGCCUUGUCCCCGGCCCGGCGCGGCCCGGAACGCUCCGCCCGCCGCCGCAGUUCCGCGCCGUGCGCGGCGUUCGGCUGCACCGGCGAAGACGCGGCCGGGCCGGAGCGCGGGCCUGAGCCUGGGCGAGAGCGGGCCGGCUGGGCCGAGCGCCCAGGGCAAAGACAGUGCCCCCUGUCCCGCAGGUACAUCACGUGCGCCGAGUACACGCAGUUCUACGGGGGCAAGAAAGCAGACCUUCCUCGAACUAAUUUUAGACGUUUAUCAUUUGAUCACUGCAGUUUGUCUCUGCAGCCGUUUGAAUACCCAGUUUGCACACCAGAUGGGACAGUCUUUGACAUACUGAGCAUUGUUCCUUGGAUAAAGAAAUAUGGAACCAAUCCAAUCACAGGAGAAAAACUAGAUGCCAAAUCACUUAUAAAGCUGAAUUUUGCUAAAAACAGUGAAGGCAAGUACCACUGUCCAGUGCUAUUCACUGUAUUCACCAAUAACUCCCAUAUUGUGGCCAUCAAGACUACUGGAAAUGUAUUUGCCUAUGAGGCAGUGGAGCAGCUGAACAUAAAACCAAAGAGCUACAAGGAUCUCCUGACAGACGAGCCCUUCACUCGGCAGGACAUUGUGACACUGCAGGAUCCAACAAACCUGGAUAAGUUCAAUGUCUCAAACUUCUUUCACGUUAAGAACAACAUAAAAGUAGUUGAUCCAGAUGAAGAAAAAGCAAAAUUGGAUCCAUCUUACUAUUUGAAAAAUACAAACACAGAGACCCGAGAGACUUUACUGGAGCUUUAUAAGGAAUUCAAAGGCGAUGAUAUUUUAGCAGCUACUAUGAAGGCUCCUGAAAAGAAGAAGGUGGAUAAGCUGAAUGCAGCUCACUAUUCCACUGGAGCUGUAAGUGCUUCCUUCACCUCCACUGCAAUGGUGCCUGAAACUACUCACGAAGCAGCUGCUAUUGAAGAUGAUGUUGUGAGGUACCAGUAUGUGAAGAAGAAGGGAUAUGUGCGACUUCACACUAAUAAAGGAGACCUAAACCUGGAGCUGCACUGUGACAUGACACCCCGAACAUGUGAAAAUUUUAUCAAAUUGUGCAAGAAGAACUAUUAUGAUGGAACAAUUUUUCACCGAUCGAUUCGGAAUUUUGUGAUCCAAGGAGGUGAUCCUACUGGGACAGGAACAGGAGGAGAAUCUUACUGGGGAAAACCUUUCAAAGAUGAAUUCAAGCCCAAUUUGUCCCACACAGGACGUGGUGUUCUUAGUAUGGCAAAUUCAGGACCCAAUACAAACAAAUCACAGUUCUUCAUCACAUUCCGCUCUUGUGCGUAUCUGGACAAGAAGCACACAGUUUUUGGAAGGGUGGUUGGUGGCUUUGAGACUCUGACUGCUAUGGAGAAUGUGGAAAGUGACCCAAAAACAGACCGUCCCAAGGAGGAAAUACAAAUUCAGACGACGACGGUGUUUGUUGAUCCCUAUGAAGAGGCUGAUGCACAGGUCACUGCUGAAAGAGAGAAGUUCCAGCAGGAAGAAGAAGCAGCCAAAACAAAAGCUGAGGUGGUCCCACCACAGAAGGAGGUCCAGGCUCCUAAAACUUACCGGCAGGGGAUUGGAAAAUACAUCAACAUGGCUGCAGCGAAGCGCAGCGCAGAGGAGGACGGGCCCUCGACCAGCACAGCUGCGAAGAAAGAGAAAAAGAGCUCAGGCUUUGGGGACUUCAGCUCCUGGUAGCAGCACGGGGAGCCCAGCACUGGGGCAGCACAGCAACAACAGAAAAGGAGCCUCCCACGUGUCCCCAGAGAGCCUGAAAGACAGUCUGUCCUGGGGAGGGAAGGCACUGGCCUGCCCUUCCCCUGGGAAAGAGAACUGCUGCUUUGUUGAGGCCGGUUAAUGUGGCUUUGUUUUCUAGAGAGCUCGUCCCCCCACGCUGCAUCUUCCUCGAAGGCCGUUGUGUUGUUGUUUUGCGAAGCAGGGGCAGGCAGCCCAGCUCCCCAGGGCUCAGCUGGAGCCUUUCUCUGCAUGGCUGGCAGUGGCCCAGGCAGAGCCCAGCCCCACAGGACGCUGCAGGGAGCAGGACGGGGGUGAAAGAGCUCCUUUCACAGGUAAUGAUCCCCAGACCGGCCGUGUGCCAAGCAAAGGAAUGAGUGAAUGUGCUGGGAAGUGCCUGUGCUGCUGCAGGGCUCUGUGCAGGGGCCCCAGCCUGUCCUACCCUUCCCUUCCAGCUGCCUCUUGCUGCUUCUCAACAAGGACCAAUUUUGUCUCUUGCUCUUUGUGGGCCUGCUGGGAUGGUGCCUUGGUCUCCAAAGGGCCUCGCUGGCUCCACAACGAGCUCUCUCUGAACCUGUUAAAGUGUCAACAGCCUGGGGGAAGCUGCAAAUGUAGAUGGGGAUCCUGGGGUAACUGCACCACUUGUUGCUCCCAGUGGCUGCCCUUCCCUGAGCCACUGGACAGCCAGAGGGGCCAGGAUGCACCAGCUGACACCUGCCCUCAGGUCCCAGAAACUGCAGCCUGGAGCAACUGAGCAGGAACAGAAAGAACCGUCCCUAAGGCUGCUCCUUGCAGGGGAACACAGCCCGUGUCUGCCCUGACAUCAGGCUUCCCAUCACUAGGGAAAACCAUAUAAUAGAGCUGGCAGGCAUCUCGGAUAUUUCCGUUUCAUGCCCACAAAUUAUUAGGAAUCUUAAUAAAGCCUUAUGGAGUAAAGGGAUAUCAGCCUGUGAAGUUUUAGUCCCAAAACAUCUGUGUGUUACCUUCGCUUAGAUGUUGCAGGCUCUGUCCUGAAUGUUACUUUGGAGUUCAUCUUAGGUGUUUUCAGGUGAGAGAAAUGCCCUUCCUACCUCCUGUGUGGCUGAGGAGAAAGUUUUGUAAUCCCCUUUGGAACAAUACAUUUGUAUCGGUGGUUUCAUGUUUUAAGAGAAGACUCCACUUAUAUAAAAUUGCUGUAAAAACUUUUGGUAAAAUAUUUUGCAUUAAAUGCUUUUAUUUUCUUUUGA